UCUGUCUGCAACUACUUGAUCACCACAAGCUUCCAAAGAAGAGGAAUUAAUAGAAAGACAGAUCCAAAAGCUCUUCUUUUCUCUCCUGGUUCCUCCCUCCAUGGCACCCAACACCUUCUCCUCUCCAUCCACUUCUUCUUCCAGCAAAAAGAGGAGCGGAUCAGCCGAGCAAAGGAGCUCAUGAAACCAUGGUGCCGGCCAGAAACCUCCUCCGGCGACACUACGACUGCUAUGGAGGAUACUUCACGGAUCCCUAUUUCGAGAAGCGGACCAAGGCUUUGAAAUCGCCGGAAUUCAUGGCUGGUUUGAGUAACGGCGAGGAGGAGGAGGAGGAGGAGGUCGGAACCAGCUCUAGAGACGCCGGAGGAGAUCAAUGCCGUGACAGCUGGCUGCAGCUCGGCGUCGGACUUAGACCGCAGUUAAGUCGCGGUUCUCAGACGGGCGGCCGUUCGGUUCAGCCGCUUUCGACGGAACUUGAGCUUUUUGGUCCGCGGCAGGAAAACAUGAAUCUUUCGAUGUUUCCGCCGCCGCCGCAGCCCCCGCAGCAUCUCGGAGUAUUUUAUCCGCCGUGGUUUGCAAUGGGAGUCGGACAGCCGGCGUCUGGAGAGGUGAGGUUGAUGAACAUGCCGGCGAGAGCUCCGGUUGGGGUCUGGUUCAUGCUUAAAGCAGCACAGAACCAAGUGAGGGAGCCGUUUUUGCCUCAGAUUCCCAAGAGCUACUUGAGGAUCAAGGAUGGGAGGAUGACAGUUAGGUUGCUGAAGAAGUACUUGGUGAAUAAACUUGGACUUGAGGAUGAAUCAGAGGUGGAGAUUUCAUGCCGGGGUCAACCUCUACACCCCUUCCUAACGCUGCAGCAUAUCCGCGAUAGCAUAUGGCGGCUCCGAGAAACUUCGACGUCGUUGACACUGCUGCCGGCAUCCCCUUGCGAUGACCAUUUAAUGACUCUUCAGUAUUGUAGAAGCUCAUAGGAUUUCAUUCCUCGAUCUGA
Phalaenopsis equestris is the source of this 988-nucleotide messenger RNA. RefSeq lists its product as uncharacterized. The coding region runs from base 189 to 968 and encodes 259 amino acids. The record is from RefSeq and is a predicted model, not a curated record. Gene Ontology annotation, biological process: multicellular organism development. The transcript is spliced from 4 exons. Lineage: Eukaryota; Viridiplantae; Streptophyta; Magnoliopsida; Asparagales; Orchidaceae.